Molecule: messenger RNA, 2346 nt
Organism: Adineta steineri
Lineage: Eukaryota; Metazoa; Rotifera; Eurotatoria; Adinetida; Adinetidae
Source: the annotation of a GenBank genome assembly
AUGAUCAAUUUACUUCUACUUUUAUUCGAUUUUUGCGUUGUCAUUACCGGUCGACACUUCAAUGGUGGUACUAUUCGAUGGGAACCAAUUAACCCGAGCAUCAACUCAAGUGUAGUACCUAUAAGUAUCAUUCAAACUUAUUCAUGGACCUAUCCACUCAUUUCUUGUGCUACUGGUGUUCCCAUAUCAACGAGUGGUCGAAGCAGUAGCAAUGCUAAUCUAACAUGUGUUACUGAUUGUUCAACAGACGGUGGUUAUUCAACUAAACCAGUUAAUAUUUUAACUGAUUGUCAAACAGCGAGUUCAUCAUUAGGAAUGAUGACAAGUCAACGAUCAGUCAACAUUAAUUUAACUGCAAAUGCUCAUUUUUAUCUUGCAUACGUUGGAUCUGCUUGGGUAUCAUUGAAUGAUCCUGCUGCAAGUGGACUUGAAUGGUCAAUUGUUUGUUCGAUUGAUCUUCGAAUGCGACCAGAUGGUAUUAUUAAUACACCACCUGUUGCAAGUGUCGUUUCGCCUCAAUAUGCAAUUGUUAAUCAAACAACUCAAAUUACUAUUCCUGUGUCGGAUGUGAAUACCGGUGAUGAUGUACGUUGUCGAUGGUCAACUUAUACACCAGGAUAUCGUCGACGAAAACGAUCGGAUGAAGACGAUUAUAUAUAUGAGAAUUAUAAACCUCAAAUAUACAAGAAACCAUUGGAAAAUAAAGAAUUAACGCAUGUUAGAAAAAAAAGAUUGACUUUUGAUCCUUGUUAUUCUUGCAGCAGCACAUGUAACUUUGGUUGUCGUUGUUCUUGUGCUGGAUGUGUGGGGAUUACAUGUACUGGCAUAUGUUAUCCAUGGACCGGUUGUUCAACGGGAACUACUACACUAGAAACUCCAGGAACAAUAAAACCAACUUUAUCGUAUCCUAAUCGUCAGCCUAUUGAUGAAUGUGGUGGAAUCUGUUAUCCAAGUAGUUUACCUAAUGGCACAAGUCUAUCCGGAUGUACUAUAUCAUUUACAGGUCUUGUACCUAAUACAUGGUAUGGUGUUGCAGUUCAGGUAGAAGACUUUAUAAAUAAUUCAAGUAAUAUUUCAAUGAGUUCAGUACCGGUUCAGUUUUUGAUUUAUGUCUUACCACAACCAACAUGUGGAUUAGCACCAAUUAUUUUUCCUGCUGAUCUAUGUUUGGAUGUUCAAGUCGGUGUUGUAACAAAUUUCGAUAUAUACGCGGAGACCUUGUGUAAUCCUAAUAUAUCAAACAUUGAUUCAAUUGUCGUCACAAGUGUCAUUGUUGGGAUGAAUGUUAGCGAUGUGAUCACUUCACCAGUAAAUGCAUCAAUAUCUUAUUUCACAUUUACUUGGCAACCUCAAAUGAAUCAACUUGGUUCACAACAACUGUGUAUAGUAGUUUAUACCAAUGAACAAAUAUCAUCUCAACCGUAUUGUAUCAUAUUCAAUGUGGUAUCAUCAGUUGUUACUUGUACGAUCACGACUACAUCAACGACAACUACAACAUCAGAAACAACGACAACAGGAAUUACUACAAGUACAAGUUCAACUACAACUACAACUACAACUACAACUGUGACCACGAUGGCAGAAGUUUCAGGACAAUCUGUAAAUUGGCCGUUAAUUGUAGGUUUAUCUGUCUUGGCUGCAUUACUUGCUCUGUGUUGUAUGUGCUGUUGUUUGUAUUGCUUAUUGUGGGGUCCAGCUGCAAGACGCCGACGACGCAGAAAAAAUGAAGAAAAACUACAAAGACACAUUAUUACACAAAGAGUUACACCAAUUACUUCCUUCAGAAAUCAUCAUUUUAUCAAAAUGCUUGAAACUGAGCAAAUACAAAACAAAAAUUUCAAUUAUACUGCAUUGAAUAAUAGGAAUAGUGUAGGAAGAAUAUCAUUAUCUGAUAUACCAGUAAAUUCUCGUACUUUCACUAUUACUCCAAUUAAUUCUGGAAAACGUAUGAACUUAUCGGCAUCUUCUAAUGAACAAGAUACACCUAUGAAAGUUAUAAAUAAAAAUGAAACAAAGCCACGAACAUCAGUGAUUUCAGUUGCAGGAAAUGAAUCAGUAAAAUUAACUGGUAAAAAAGAUAAAUUACAUAGAAUGUCACACGACAAGCCUAAAACUCCAUUAGUAACCAGAAUUAACCAGGUCGGUAUUAUUAAAAGUUCACGACAAAAAACUGGCACAACACAAUCUUCGAGUAUUGGCAACACCACUGCUAUCAAUUCGGGAAACUCAUUGUUUAAUAUACAACCAAUAACAAAUCGAUUAGCAAGUGCAUCGCUUACGAGAGACCGAAAUAGGAGUGCCGGAAAAGGAGUAAUUGUAACCAAAGUUCCAAGAAAUUCAUCAUGA